AUGAUUACAGAGUUUGUGACGCCGUAUCUUCGGUAUUUUUGGGGAAGGUUAGGUCUGUCGGCUGGUGGGGUUGACAGCACAGACCCUGACAGCAUUUUCGCAGUGAGUAACGGCACUGCGGAGACGGAGCCCGCCGUACAGCCACACUUUGACAAUGCUACAAAAAGAGAAAACACGGCCGCGGUGGGGCAACCAGCUUACCUCCACUGUAGAGUGAAAAAUCUCGGAGAUAGAUCUGUGUCAUGGAUCCGCAAACGAGACCUUCACAUCCUCACAGUUGGCGUGCAUACAUACAGUAGUGACGCACGCUUUGCAGCACUUCACACAGAUGGCUCUGACGAGUGGACCUUGCGAGUUGCGCACGCGCAGCCCCGAGAUUCCGGGGCGUAUGAGUGCCAAGUAUCCACAGAGCCUAAGAUAAGUCUAUCUUUCUGGCUUACUGUUGUUGUAUCCAAAGCGGAGAUCCUGUCUGGUCCAGAGUUGUUUGUGAGAGCUGGCUCCGACAUUAACUUGACGUGUAUUGCACGCCACGCACCAGAUCCACCUAGCUUUAUAUACUGGUAUCGAGGGACAAAUGUGGUGAACUACGCACAGCGUGGUGGCAUCAGUGUUGAGACUGAACAACGGACUCGAACCAGUCGCCUCCUCAUAGCUCGGGCUUCGCCCCGUGACUCUGGAAACUAUACAUGUGCUCCUAGCAGUUCUGAUUCAGCGUCGGUGGUUGUCCACGUGGUUAGCGGUGAGCGUCCGGCUGCAAUGCAAAGCGGGGCCACAAUUUCUGCGCCAACUCUUCUCUGCACAUUAUCCACACUUAUUACCUUCUACUACCAUAGACAUUUUCUAUCAAAAUUCCUGUACAACACACCGCUAACCUUUAUUUCAUUUCAAAAUAAGGCUUUAGCUCCUAGAUGA
Molecule: messenger RNA, 912 nt
Organism: Pieris macdunnoughi
Lineage: Eukaryota; Metazoa; Arthropoda; Insecta; Lepidoptera; Pieridae
Source: the annotation of a GenBank genome assembly